Messenger RNA from Acanthoscelides obtectus, 2658 nucleotides. NCBI's taxonomy places the organism in Eukaryota, Metazoa, Arthropoda, Insecta, Coleoptera, Chrysomelidae. The record is from the annotation of a GenBank genome assembly.
UUUGACGUUUACAGUUUUUGUGUUUACAGCUGUAGGCGUAGAAAAUCCAUAUAAAUACAAAAGAUCCUUUAAUUACAUAUAAUACAUCAAGACUUUUUUUAUGGUUUUCUUACAGGAUGAUGAAUUGAGCCUCAGAGAAAAUUAGUCUCUGGUGAGAAAACAAUGGAGUCUAUUCCUGAAAUUUCAGGAACAGACCAAUCUCAAUCAGUAUCCCAUGGUUCUGAAGCUAACUCAAAUAAUACUUCCCAAAAGGAUACUAAUGCUUCCCAGGAAGAUACUAUCAACGGAAAUCAAACGUUCUCAUGUCCAGAGUGUACAGUACUAUUUAUUAAUGAAACCGAGUUGAAUAUACAUAAAAUGGUACAUUCUGAAAGGCAUCACUGCUUUGUUUGCAAUGAAUUUAUAAAGAAUCGCUAUCAGUUUGUUGGCCAUGUUCGUAAACACAUGAGUUCAAAACCAUUCCAGUGUCCUCAUUGUGAAAGAUCUUUCACCUCUCAUAGAGAACAGAGACUUCAUCAGAGAGUUCACAAUGAUGAGAGACCGUUUAUGUGUACUGAAUGUGGAAAAUCGUUUAAGACUAGCACUACUUUGAGUGAUCACAAGGUAGUGCAUACUGGUGAAAAGAAGUUCAAGUGCAAGAUCUGCGAAGGCUGUUUUGCAACAUGUACCAGUUUGCGUCGCCACACUCGUGUGAUGCAUGAGACAGUUAGAUCUUUUCCUUGCAGAUUCUGUGAUGAGGCAUUUUCAAGUAAACAGGCGAUGAAACAGCAUUUAUUGAUGCAUACUGAAGUAGAUACUGAUGAUGGUGAAGGUCCAGCUGAACAAGAGGCAAGUGAUUCAAAGCAAGCAGGAUACUGUGAAUACUGUGCCACCAAAACGUACUACUUCAAUUUAAAGGACCAUAUUGAUGAGGUUCACCAACCUAGAACUUGCAAGAUUUGUAACAAUGUUUUUUAUGAUGAGAAGUCUAUGCAAAACCAUACUAAAAGUCAUCUGGAGAUGCCAACUAAAGAAGACUUAACAUGUGGAGCUUGUGGGAAGCAGUUUGAAUUUGCCAGGUAUUUAAAGGCGCAUUUGAAGCGACAUGAAGAGGAUUAUAAAAAAUACAAAUGUGAUAUAUGUGGCAAGGGCUUUUCAUCUAAUAGGGAUUUAAAGGACCAUAUAAAAGUUCACACUGACGUAAAAGACUAUAACUGUGAAAUCUGCGGAAAGGCUUUCAGGACCAAACAGUGUGUGAAGAAGCACAUGCCAAUACAUUCCGAUAGUAGACCAUACCAGUGUAAGAUUUGUGCAAAAAGCUUUAAGAAGUACAGUAUUUUGAGUAAGCAUUAUUUGAGUCAUUCAGGUGAAAAGCCGCACGGCUGUGAGGUUUGUGGAAAAAGAUAUAAGUCGAAAGAAUCAUUAAAGGUACACCAACAAUGGCAUAACCCGCCUAAAAAUGGAGAUGAAGUCAUGGUUGCAGACGAUCCAGAGUAUAUAGAUGAUAUUUCCGAUGAAAACGAGGGAAGAGAGGAUGAAAUAGUAACUUGAAGGAUUCUGUGCCAGUAAUAUUAGACUAAGUACUAGCUAGAGCUGCCUAGGGAAAUAUUUAAAAUGGAAUGGAAAAAUUGUAGCUUUAAAAUAGGAUUAUGCAAUAUGUACAGGUAUAGCUGUAACCCGUAAAUCUAAAGCAGAGUAUUUGCAUGAAGACAUGCAAGGCGAAUAAAAUUAUAGAGAGAUGAAAUAUGACUCCAAAAACAUGGCGUCCACAAAACAGCUGAUGUCGCCUGAACACAAUUAGUUGGUGUUGGUUAUUCCUUUUUGGAUGAAUACAGCAGUGAACGCAUUUUUGUUCAAAUUUAGUUUUGUUUGGACAUUAAUUCAUGGUGGAGAUAUUUAUCAUCCGUUUGCUGCCUACGAAAUACAUUUUUCAUUCAAUACAGUUAGAAUAAAUGUAGUGUUAUCUUCACAGUGUGGCCAUUUGACAACAUCUCGGUACAUGCAGAGCGAUACGCGAAUCGCCAAACUAAGGACGGUCACAUAGAUUGCUGUUUUUAUUUGUAAACCAGUAACACAUCUCGUACUGAUAUACAAUGUUAAAAACCAGUCAAAUAACUAGCUUAUAUAGUAUAUAAGCGGAUUAUAAAGACACGAACUGCCUUCUCUUGAUAUAACUACUCUUUGUUUAAAGUAUUCAUGAAAGUCAUCAGUAAUUUUAAAACUGAAUCUGUUUUUUGGCCAAAUUAACGUUGCCGUCCUGUGGAAAAACGGGAAUGGUGAUCUGUAUUUCUUUAGUGCUGUAUACUUUUAGACUAUCUUUGAAGGUGGUAUCCUGUGUGCGAUAUGGUAGAUAGGUGGUAGCAAAAAUAUAAAUGAUACAUAGAUAUUUUUUAUUUCUUCAUAUGUUUUUAUUUCAUAAUUCUAUUUAUUUGUUUUAGAAAAAAUGAGUAACAUGUUUCAUAUUUCAUUGGAGUAAUAAAGGUUUUCCGAUGUAAAAGCAUGUUUAUUAAUUACUGAUUGUAGCCGGAAUUUAGAAAAGUACUUAUAAUUCAUAGAUAAAUAGCGGGCGUUUCAAUGGACGGCCCUCGUCCUUCCCCAUCUACAGGACCGCGAAGCAUAUGACCUACUCGCGAGGGUCGGAAAUAUUUCUCCAACAUUCGUUUUAAGGUUAGAUAUACG